Electrophorus electricus (electric eel) is the source of this 4361-nucleotide messenger RNA. It is a transcript of the gene bmpr1ab, whose product is annotated as bone morphogenetic protein receptor, type IAb. The record is from RefSeq and is a predicted model, not a curated record. Gene Ontology annotation, cellular component: signaling receptor complex; plasma membrane. Gene Ontology annotation, biological process: protein phosphorylation; cell surface receptor protein serine/threonine kinase signaling pathway; cellular response to growth factor stimulus. Gene Ontology annotation, molecular function: transmembrane receptor protein serine/threonine kinase activity; ATP binding. Lineage: Eukaryota; Metazoa; Chordata; Actinopteri; Gymnotiformes; Gymnotidae.
GACUCAAUCAGGACUGAUCUCGUUACGCGCAAGAGAGGAAUGUGGUUCCAGUACUAGUAAAAGAAAACGGCAGGGACAUAGAAUCUGAAUAAAACCUCAACACGGAUUGGUUAAAACUGCUUUAAAGCUACAUUUUGGAUUGUAAAAUAAUUAAUAAGACGUCGAUCACCGAGUUGGACGAUCUCUGAUUUUAAGGAUAUUAGUCGGUGUGAAUUCACAAAAUAGUUCCACUUUGGAAGUGAGGGUCUGUUGCCAACCUGGUCCAGCAGGUGUUCAUUUGAAGUUCCCUCAGCACAGAGCAUCUUCACCGCCGCCACCCAUGAGGCUGCUUGGUCCCUGUCCCCUCAAGCAUGAUACCUUCCCUCACUGGCUGCCCUGUCAGGGUUUUAAACAAGAGAGAUUUGUGAUUUGACUUUGAAGUCCUCACCGCUCUCUCCUGCUGUCUGCACUGCUGAGAGAAUCAUCUUCCCAAAACACCUUUGCUUUGCUAGAGCAGCACACAGCCACACCACCCAGUCAUCUGCAACCCCUCACCACCCAGCCGACACGAUGAAGAGCAAUGGGGUCUUCCUCAUUGUCUGUGGAGCUUGCUUCUUGCUCUGUCUUCAAGCCGAGGGUGGACAGAACCCAGACCACAUGCUACAUGGCACAGGGAUGAAGCACGGCUCGGAGCCGAAGAGGUCGCAGGCAGCUGAUGGCUCCACCGUGGCGCCCGAGGACGCGGCCCGCUUCCUCAGCUGCUACUGCCUGGGCCACUGCCCUGACAACGCCAUCAACAACACCUGCGAGACCAAUGGGCAGUGCUUUGCCAUCAUUGAAGAAGACGAGCAUGGCGAGGCUGUCCUCACAUCUGGCUGCAUGAAAUAUGAGGGAUCCCACUUCCAGUGCAAGGACUCGCCCAAUGCCCAGGCAAGACGGACAAUUGAGUGCUGCUCCACGGACUUCUGCAACCGAGAUUUGCAGCCCACCCUACCGCCUGCACUCCCGGAUGAAUUGUUUGUGAGUGCCCACUGGCUCGCCUUCCUCAUCUCCAUGACGGUGUGCUGCUUUACUGUCAUUGCUAUCACAAUUGUGUGUUACUACAGGUAUAAGCUGCAGACGGAGCGGAGGCGCUACCAGAGAGACCUGGAGCAGGACGAGGCCUUCAUCCCAGCUGGAGAGUCCCUCAAAGACCUCAUCAGCCAGUCUAGCACAGGCUCUGGCUCAGGGCUCCCCCUGCUGGUCCAGCGUACUAUCGCUAAGCAGAUCCAGAUGGUGCGUCAGAUCGGGAAAGGCCGCUACGGCGAGGUGUGGCUGGGCCGCUGGAGAGGGGAGAAGGUGGCAGUGAAGGUGUUCUUCACCCGUGAGGAGGCCAGCUGGUUCCGCGAGACCGAGAUCUACCAGACUGUCCUGAUGAGACACGAGAACAUCCUCUGCUUCAUCGCAGCUGACAUUAAGGGCACGGGAGCCUUCACCCAGCUAUUCCUCAUCACGGACUACCAUGAGAACGGCUCCCUGUACGACUACCUGAGGUUCACCACCCUGGAUACGCAGGCCCUGCUCCGGCUGGCCUAUUCUGCGGCCUGUGGCCUGUGCCACCUUCACACAGAGAUCUACGGCACACAGGGCAAGCCGGCCAUCGCCCACCGCGACCUCAAGAGCAAGAACAUCCUUAUCAAGAAGAAUGGUACUUGCUGCAUCGCUGACCUGGGCCUGGCUGUGAAAUACAACAGUGACACUAACGAUGUGGACGUUCCUCUGAGUACUCGGAUGGGAACACGGCGGUACAUGGCCCCGGAGGUGUUGGAUGAGACUCUCAACAAGAACCAGUUCCAGGCCUACAUCAUGGCUGACAUCUAUAGCUACGGCCUCGUGGUUUGGGAGAUGGCCCGACGGUGUGUGACAGGAGGCAUUGCAGAAGAGUAUCAGCUGCCUUACUGGGACGUUGUUCCUUCAGAGCCAUCUUACGAGGACAUGCGGGAAGUAGUGUGUGUAAAAGGUGUACGGCCCACAGUCUCCAACCGGUGGAACAGUGAUGAGUGUCUCAGAGCAGUGCUGAAGCUGAUGUCUGAGUGCUGGGCCCCAAACCCAGCCUCUCGUCUCACUGCCCUUCGAGUGAAGAAAACGCUCGCCAAGAUGGUGGAGUCACAAGACAUCAAAAUCUGAGCCGUGCUUCCUCUGCUCAUCCCCCGUUGGCAGAGAGGAAAAGCAGACUCCCUUGAAAUAUUCAUGCCUCAACAAAGAAUUAUUGGCUCAGCUCACAGUCACGACUGUGGGGGGUGCUGUGGAGCAGAGCACCUCUCUCUUGCUAGGAUCCGAUAUCCUGUUGCAGUAGCACUGUGUCUUUGUAGCACCCUCUGCUGGACAGUAAGUGCCAUGUCACAUCUACAAAGUCUGCUCUCCGGCAGGUCCUUAAAACCUGAGGCUGUGAUUUCACAUGCAUCCAUCCAUUAUCCAUCCCCUGCUCUUUGACUUUGGGCACUCAUAGAUUGGGAGAGAACUGCCAAAUGAAAGUGGUGCUUUCUGUGAAAGCCAUGUAUUAUUGUGCACAUAAUGGAGAGAAAGGCACAAGUCAGUGAAGUAGACGUCUUGACACAGUGAAGAAACGUUUGGAAGAAGGCUGAGGAUUUGCUCUCCAUUUCAUUCUCUCCCUCUCUCUCUCUCACUUCCCCACUCCAUUCCUCCUUCCUGCACAGAGAGACAUGUGUGUCUGAAAGGAGGUUUUCUUUUUGCUGAUUUCAUUGUGAUAUUCAGCCUUGUGCUUGCACUGUGCUGCAAAGCAGCCACGUGAGGUGCGGCCACGUCCCUCUAGAUGCCUGCUCCUCCUCCGGCCAGUGCAGUGAACGCCGCAGAUGCAGUUGGACGUACACCCUUACUUUAAACAAAUGUUAGUAAAAGUAAAUACUUCCCUUAACUACUUAUGGAUAUCGGAUACUUAAGAGUUGGCUGAUGUGAGCAGUGGGAGCACCGAAGGAUCUAUAGAACUGUAAUGGCAUAGCUGGUGCAAUCCUUCCACUCUCUGUCCUAAAGCAGGAAACACACCACCAGCUCAUACCACCCCAGGCAUAGGAAUGCUGUCAGCAGCUCCUGUCCAGAGAGGCUGUGAUGUCACUCUGCUGUUCUCUGGGAGCACUGGAUCCGCGUUCAUUAAGCAGCAGAAACGGUCAUGACAACAACAUGAGCCAUGUAGUCGCUCCUCAUUUAAUCCCACACCCACUAUUCGUCUUGCCAUUAGAACACAUUAAUACAUGUCAGAAGGAUUUGUGAGUCGCCUAAUUAAUUAACAUGAAUUUAAACUCGAUAGAGUUUUGGGAAAAUCAAGUGACUGAUUACUUUGGUCUGGAAUCUCAUAAAUAUGUAACGGGAUAGAAAAUACAAAUGCAUGUCCUAUUUAUUCUAAUCAUGUCGUGCUGAAUUAAUUAUUGUGGCAAGAAAAAGAAUGUACAUCAUUAAGAAUAGUGUCCCUUAAACUCGCAUAGUCAAUAUAUUACUGAGCAGCUCAACACAAGCUUAUUUGACUAUUAUUUUGUGUAAUUUUAAAAACUGUCAUAACCCUUCUGCACAAAGUAGUUUUUUAAAACAUAUAUUUAAUUUAGGAAUGGUUACUGUUUUAGAAUCAAAUAUUUCUGUGGCCUACAAACAUGUUCCCACAGAUAGAUAAGUGUGCAUGUGCUGGAUAUGAACACAUACAAUAACAAAUUAUUUAUUUUCAACAUUAGCAGUUGCAAUGCAUAUAAUGUUCAUAUCAGUCCUAGCGUUCCCAUGCGUUGUACUAAAGAUUAUAUGGCGUUGUGUUAACUCAUCUUGCUUCUCCUAGAUGAUUAAAAAUCAGUGAUUUUGCUUCAAGAGAAUUUCAUUUGUGCACUCAAAAGUAACCUUUUUGUGACCAUAAAGGUGCUGGUAACCAGCACCCUACAUUAGUGGUCACUGUUCUAAGUGUAGUGCUUCUGGGAACUGCAGUGUAGAGUACUAGGAUACACAAGAAUUUACAGCUCAGACCGAUGUCGUUCAGGGCUCACAACUCUGCAUUCCACACCAUGUUGACCAUGCACUGAGAUGCGGCUAACCCUGCUGUGUUUAAUUGCUAAAGAUCCACACGCCUGAGGUCUGUCCACUGCAACCCAUAUCAGUUAAGCUGUUUUAAUAAGUGUCUUGUAGCCAGUAGAAGUUCCUCUGUAUAAUUAGAUGACCGCAGGAUAUGUUGUCCAUGUCUUACUUGUCCAUUGUGCAAAAGAAACUUGUGUAGGACUAAAAACCUUUUGUUUAUAUUUUGUACAGCAUUUGGGUUUAAGAACAGUGCCUUAUGUUUACCAAGAAAAGCUGUUCUGUACACAGAAUUUGUCCAAUAUAUUAAUUUUUAAGUAAAUUACCUUAUUUUAGUA